Thelazia callipaeda (thelaziosis nematode) is the source of this 700-nucleotide messenger RNA. The record is from the annotation of a GenBank genome assembly. NCBI's taxonomy places the organism in Eukaryota, Metazoa, Nematoda, Chromadorea, Rhabditida, Thelaziidae.
AUCUGCCAUAAAGGGCUAAAUUUGGUUAUUUUCACAUUUUUAGGCAGAAAACUUACUUCGGAACUGUCCAGGAAGUCGCAAUAUUCAAAAAUAUCGCUUCUUGAUCAUUCCACGAUAUUGCUUGCAAACAUUUCAUGAGGAGUACGAGCAUAAGUUAUGCUUCAUUAUGCUGCAACUCGUUUGCGCUCUCAAAUCACUCCAGCUGAAUGGUAUCGAAAGGAUCAGCAACGACUUCAGUGAAUUUUUUAGAUAUUCUGAGACUGAUUCAGCUAACGGAUGUAUGGAUCAAUUCCCGAGAAUUCUAUUACUUCAAGAAUCACUUAGAACAUCGAAUAAGGAGGCAGCCAUUAUCGGAUUAUGUGAUUAUGCAAUAAAUGCAUUAAUUACAAUGCUAAACAUAAAUAAAUGUGAUUUACUGACGAAGCUCACGCGACCGCUUCAAUCGAGUUCGCUGACUGAUGCAAAAAACGCAUUAGAAUUUGGUAUGUUCGUUGGCAAAGACGCAAUUACUCUAUACGAUGAAGAGAGUGCGCAAGCGUGGAUUGACUCACAAAGAGCUGAAUAUUUUCGGGAAGUAUUUGAAUGCUCCUGUCAGCUAAAUGAAGUAUACGAACGACUGCACCUUCAAUUUCUUCUCUCAGUUACGUCGCAAACUCUGUUGCAAAUGUUCCAAACUGUGUGCCCAAACUCCGAAACUUGA